UUUCAUGCAUUCGACGUCAGUCUGGUAAGAUAUUCAUUUUGCUCCAGUGAAACCGAUAAAUCAAAUUUAGAAUGUGUUAUUUUUAGCUGUAAGAGUUAUUUUGUUAAAAAUGUCAGAAGUUAACGAAGAAGCUAAAUGUGCAUUGUGUCAAAAAAUUGCUAAUCAAAUAUGCAGUGCUUGUCAUAAUGUGUUUUAUUGUUCAAAAGAGCACCAAAAGUCUCACUGGAAGAAACAUAAAGAGCAUUGUCAAGCAUUUAAAAUUUCCUCUGAUGAAGCUAUGGGUCGAUUCUUAGAAGCAUCAAAUGACAUAAAGGAAAAUAUAGUAAUUCUGAAAGAAAAACCUUUAGUUAUAGGACCUGCUCAAGAAACUAUUCCAGUUUGCUUGGGAUGUUACCAAGAAAUCGAUUCAGGAUGCUACAAAUCAUGUUCAAAAUGCAAAUGGCCCAUGUGUAGUGUAAAGUGUGAAGAAAGCGUAUUCCAUGCCCCUGAGUGUUUUUUUAUUAGUAGAAGUAAAUCAGAGUUUCUUAUUAAUAAUUUUGAGAAUACCAACCACUUUUAUCAAAUUAUUAUUAUACUGAGAUGCCUCUAUCAAAAGAAACACAACCCAGAAGUAUGGCAGAAGAUAACAAAUUUGGAAUCUCAUAAUGAGGAAAGAAAAUCGACGAACAAAUAUAAUCAAGAAAAAUUGAUGGUUACCGAGAUUUUAUACAAACUUUUGAAGUUAGAAAGCGAGUUUAGUGUUGAGGAGAUUUUGAACAUAUGUGGCAUUAUAUUGGUAAAUUCUCAUGAGGUUCCUCUUUCAGAACCUCCCUAUAUAGCAAUAUAUGAAAAAACAUCAAUGCUAGAACACAAUUGCAGAUCAAAUUGUUCAAAAAGUUUCUCAAAAAAUGGCGAAAUCCUUAUAACAUCCGGCUUAGGCAUAAAGAAGGGGGACCACCUAAGUAUAUGCUAUGCUGACCCUUUAUGGGGCACAAUGAAAAGGCGAGCUUUUUUGAAGGAGACGAAGUUUUUCUCUUGUUGUUGCCCUAGAUGUUCUGAUGCUACUGAAUUUCAGACGUACUUCAGUUCUUUUAGCUGUCAAAAAGGCUCUUGUGAAGGCAAAUUGCUACCAAAAUCCUUUCUGCAAACUACGGAAAACCUGUGGAGAUGUAACAAAUGCGACUAUUCCGUCGAAAAUACCCUCGUAAGCACAUUGACCGAAAAAUUGGAAAAUGAGAUUACUUAUCUAAAUAAAAACAAUAUAUUUUCAUGCAAGAAUUUCCUAAAAAAGUUAAGAAAAAUUUUGCCAGCUAAUAAUUUUUUAUUAGUCGAAGUAAAGUUGGCUUUAUGUCAACUAAUUGGUCAGCUAACAGCAAACGGAUUAGCUGAUGUAUGCGAUGAAGAUUUAGCACUUAAAAGGUUGCUUUGUAUGGAGCUGAUUCAGCUUACAAACACAUUAAUACCAAGUGAGAGGCGUGUAAGAGGCUUACUUUUAUUUGAAAAACAUGCCUGCUUAGUAGAAAUUGCAACAAGAAUGGCCAAAAAAUAUGGCGAUGUUGAAUCUAUGGCUAUACAAAAGCUACUACAGGAAUCCAGAAGUUACGUUAAGCAGGCAAUAGAGCAACUGAAGUUCGAGCCAAAUAUUUUACCAGAAGGAAAGAUUUGUGCCCAAGCACGUAAAAAUUUGGAAGAUUUAAAUAGUUUACUACAGUAAAAUUUGAUUGCUAUAAUAUAUUGUUACAAAACUGCACCAUCAGCAAUAUGUAAUAAAAGUUUGUUUACUGAA
Messenger RNA from Anthonomus grandis grandis, 1765 nucleotides. RefSeq names its product SET domain-containing protein SmydA-8-like. The transcript is spliced from 8 exons. Lineage: Eukaryota; Metazoa; Arthropoda; Insecta; Coleoptera; Curculionidae. Gene Ontology annotation, molecular function: protein binding. Bases 110 to 1693 code for a protein of 527 amino acids. The record is from RefSeq and is a predicted model, not a curated record.